Colletotrichum lupini is the source of this 1836-nucleotide messenger RNA. RefSeq lists its product as uncharacterized. The transcript is spliced from 11 exons. NCBI's taxonomy places the organism in Eukaryota, Fungi, Ascomycota, Sordariomycetes, Glomerellales, Glomerellaceae. The coding region runs from base 1 to 1836 and encodes 611 amino acids. The record is from RefSeq and is a predicted model, not a curated record.
AUGUGGCUUUUUCAGCCGCGAGUGAACAAAACCAAAAACUCUGUCCAUAUCUCAUCCAACGGGCGCAUUGAUCACUCCCACGCACCUCCUUCGCUGCAGCGCGGCCGUUUCAAAACGGCGACUGCAUCAACAGCGAGCCUGCAGGAUCUCUCCGGGAUGGCCCUCGGCGAGAAAGAAAGAGAUUCCAUGAUAAGAACCAUACUUGCAUUGGUGAAAUCAAGGGGAAAAGGCCGCAAUCCGAAAGUCAAUUCGCUGCAACUGCAAACCCCGUUCGAGCGUGAUGAAUUCCGGACAUACACUUGGACGCCACGAGAGAAGAAUGGGAUGGAGGAUCCUGGGAGAUGGGAUGCUCUUCGGGUUGGCUUGACGAUGUUUGACUUAUUCGCGAGCAUACUGAGCUUCACUGGAAUAUGGAGUAUGGUAUACUACUCAUCAAUAGUCACAACGGCUUUCUCAGGCAGACGGUGUAAUACUGUAUCUGUCGCGCUACCUAGUGACACUGGAGCCCUAAACAGCCUCGGUUCAUGCCGUCUUUCCCACGAAGGAUUCAAACCCAAGCAUGCUUUCUUUUCGGCGAUUCCAAGUCAAAGUCAAUGGGCACGACAAACCCGAGCCAUCACCCAUUCCGACUGGCGAGAACUUGGGAAAAGACUUUUCAGCAGAGUAGUUAGCAUUGCGCUGCAUGGCAGACUGAAGCAAAAGCACGGUCUACCAUCAACGACUUGCUUGCAUCAAUGGGGUGAAACAUUUUCAUGUUCUCGGGCAGAAGGCUGCAUGCUUCCAGCGUCUCAACUCUUCAUCCCACAACUCAAUUCGCCCGGGUGCUUUGGCCAGCGAAAGCAGGGUCGAACUUUGAAGAGUCCAUCCCGUCUUUUCCCUCUGAAGCCGAGAUCCUUUGGAAUUGAGGAAACCACUCAUCUCUUCGGGACAACAUCUCUCAGCCUUCAACCAAAAACAAGAUCCAAGACCUUGAUCCGGAUGCGCCCACCCGUCCACGCCGUAGAGACGCACCCGACUUACACAAGUUCACACUCAAAGACUGAAUCAACAGCCCAGGGCUCCUCGGACCAGCUCAUGCACCCCUCUGCCCCUCCCCAGGCAUCCUCCCAUUCCUCCCGUGCCGUCCCCUCCCCCAUGCUCCAUCAAUCACAACCUGGGAAACCCCGCAGCCGUUGUCGUCGCCUCCGCACUUCCGACCUUCGGCAGAGAGGCAAUCUCAUUGACACAUGCACACAACCCUCCGCUGACGUCCGGAAAUGGAUCAUGAUCGCGGUAAACGGUAAACCCCAUUGUCGCGAGUCUACAUUACGACACUGUGGAUCGCCGGUGAGUGAGAACCUGGUGACGGCACAGCAGCGCGGCUGUGCUAUUUUCACGACUCUGCUCAAUGUUACCUUACCAAGGACACGAUUGAAGAUGCCUGCCAAAGACCCUCAACUUUGCCGGGCCCAACGGGUGAACUCCUACGCGCCUCACUAUGCGCAGAAUGCAGAAUGCAUGGCAAAACACAAGACGAAGCCCGCGUUGCAUCACGCAGCAGAGCCCCCCCGGGUUGAUGUUCACUACACAGCCACAGCCCUGCUGCACGCCAUCCGCAAUAAUCCAAUGUUCGUACGGUACUCGCCUGCCUGCGGAAAUGCAUUCAAUGACAGUCUGCAUGCCCCCCUCUACACAGCCCUCCCGCUCUUCAUGCCGCAGUCGAGACGGGACGGCUGCACGAUGCCCGCUCCGAGUGUGGCGAAUGACUUGUUCUUUGGUCAUAAGGCAAUUGAUCCCGUUUGUGAUGUCGUGCUUGUGGCGGAGUGUGGUGCCGUCCAGUCUGGGGUUAUUCUGUAG